GGGGGCCCACGGGCAGAGGGAUACACAAACAAAAACUACCCCAAAUCAUCAAUUAAUUUUUCAUCAAGGCUUAUCAAGUAUUCAAGCAGGAGACUAGGAUUCGAGGAGAAAGUGAGAGAGAAAUGUAGAAGAUUCACUCCUCGAUCACUUUGGCUGCUUGGUGUUUAGUCUGUUGAUCUCAUUCUCUGAUACCACCGUGUAAACAGUGACCAUCGACAGUUGUCCACAUUGACGCCCAUAAUGGCUCAUCGAUGUUGCUUGUCAAUAUAUGAUCAUGAGACAUCCGGUCAAUAUUAUUGUUGGCGUUUAUCAGCUGUAUCUACACACUUUCUUCUUUUCGUGUCACUUAGUCCGCCAUUGCUUCUGCCAAGUCGGAAAUAGAAUUCAUGUGGUGCUUCAACAAACUUGAAUCGACGAAUAGAAUGUCCUUCCUGUUGUGAUGCUUCUUGAGGACAUCGUGAAGGAUCACACUGUCGGACUUAAUUCUAUUUCUAUUGUUUAGUCCAUGAGAGGAGAUCGAUAGGAUUUAUGUAUACGACUUCUUCUUUUCGAGAACAAUAUCGUAUGACCUAGGCUGCUAAAAACAACUUCUCACCGCAGAAACAAUAUACUUUUCCAAUUUCCAGACGUUGAGACUAUUUCUAUUCUGCUAUAUAUUUAUCUUGAACUAGAGGAAUAUGCCACUCAGUGAUGGAUGACGAUUAUUAAGACUUUCACCCAUUCGCAAGAUAAUCCUUUCACGAAGAAAGAGCGAAGUGCAUUCUUGAAAACUAAAGAUUCAACUCCGAGCAACUAAGACGGGUGCUGAGAGUCGGACGCUUUCAGUUCUGCUAAACAAUCACCACGUAAUGCUAUUCUUUGCAUCGAUUAUUUUGAACAUUAAGGGAAAUUGAAAGAAAUAAGUUUUUGGGUGUUGUAUGUCACUGGCGUAUAAAGCUCUCGGACAGCCACCACCGUUAGUAUUAGAACUUUAACAUUGACUACUACCAUCAAAACUACUUGAUGAAAUGGAAUCGGAGGACACUCGGAUCGAUUGUUGUGAGGAGCGUGGCACUGGCUCCUUCACAAACGCCCUUCACGAGAACCCAUACCUGACCAUAGUGAUUCUAGUAGCCGGAGUAGCCGGGGGUCUGGCAUUGGUAAUCGCUGUCAUCUUCUUCUGCAAAUACUGCGUCAAAGGCAAGAGAGGUCUCAACAGAACACCAGCGUUUUUUAAUCGUCUCCCCUCCGAGGUGGAAGCUGAGAGAGCAAGAAGGAGAAGACUGAUUUUAGAAGCAGCAGCACAGAGCAGAACAGAGCAAAAAGCUUUCAUCACGGUCGAUGGAUCACCCGAUAGGUUACUCCGUGAAGAUGGAGCGGCUAACGGAGACGGUGAAACAUCUGAAAAACUCGUCGAAGAUGAAGGAGAAAAUCGUUGGAGCCCACCAGCUUACAUACCCCCUACCUGUACCCUUGGUGAGAUUACAGAGUGCGAUAGUGAGAAUCUAGAGGGUAUGGAAACACCCCGUACACCAUGCUCGAAUCAUACAUCGAGGAGUAGAGAAGUUUCCUUCUCAAUCUCAGACAGAGAUAACAGAUAUUGCGAUCAUAACGGUGACGUAUCGGACAACGCUCAGGUUGUGAUCAGACGUCACGGUGACGUCAGUCCUUUGCAUCCACCUCCCGUCGAUGAGUUUGAGCGUGUAGGUCGAUACCGAGGAAAGUCACCUAGGACUAUGCUCAAUCCAGGAGAGGUUGUCAAGAGCGAAGGAACCAAGACGGGUGACUCCCUUACAGUUCAUGUCCAAGUCCAUAACCAUCCUGUCAAUGAUCAUGCAGCCAAAUCACCCGAUUUCAAGAACAGCAAAGGUGACGUCAGCCAAAUACGACAUAUUGAUGAAAGGCAGAGGAGCCCUAUCAGGGAGGGUGGAGGAAAGAGAGAACGCGACAGAAGCGCAGAUGACAAAGUGCCUAUCAAGGGAGAUCGUUCACCGUCUCGAACGAGACGAAAAGACACACCGGAUACUGAAAGACAUCCGCACCCUCCUCCUGAGCGAAAGGAACCCACCAUGCACGGUCCAAGGGAAGAUGGUAAGAACCAGACCGUGCGAGCGAGUGAAUACAAGGACCUUUGGCAGCUGAGGUCAACGCUCGAGAUGCAGCAUUCGUCUGAAGAAUCAGGAUCGUCUGAGUAUGAUCCAACUGUGAUAGGAGCGACCGUGGAAGAAAAUAUGCUACCUCCUCUCCUGCGGAGUCCAACUCUGGAGGAAGAGAGUAGUGGACAGGAGAAGAGUGAUGGGAAGAGUGGUAUUGAUGAUAGCUUUGAGCAAGCUGUGAGUAGUAUUAGCGCGGAGGAGUCGGACAUAUCUGAGCGAGAUCGGGACAGUGGUGGUUCGGGGAAAGAUGGUCCGAGGAAUCUUCGCAGAAUGCAUGGUGACAGCGGCUAUGCAUCCAUUGAACAAAAGACAGAGACUGAAUGGAAACGACGUCAAAUGUUCGCAGCCAGUGAUCACGAAAGCACGAGCUUUGAAAGUGCACAGACCUUUACCAUGUCAAGUGAUAGUAGUAGUCCGACAGUAGACAAGCCUGUGGUGAAUGCUGUCGUAGGGCGAGCAAGUGAAGACAGCAAGCCCAUGACACGUAAUAGAGGUGAUCGCCGUACUGCGUCAACCAAACGACGAGAAUUUGUAGCCGGUAGAGAGGAAGCUAUAUUUGGCAGUUUCAGCUUUCCUGAAGAAGAAACUGAAACGUCUGGAACUGAAUCCACUGUUACAACUGGGAAAGAGAGUGAUCAAACGUUAAACGAGAGACGAGGGGCGCUGCGUGAGAGGAAAAUCCGUCGUACAAGUCCUCUAGCUAGAUCAAGAGAGGAUGGACUAAGUUGUUACCCUAAAGGUAGAGAUUAUAGUAUAGAUGAGAAAACUGAUGCCUUGUUCAAAGAGUUUAUAAAACAAGAUGUUCUCUUUGAUACCAAUUCUAGAAGAUCUCGUCCAUAUAGAAGCCAUAGAUUACAGCUUCAUAAUAAGCAGCAUAGUGAUUCUAUGUUAGAAUAUCCCACCAAGGUGUUAUGUAGCCAAGGGGGUAAUGAGCCUAGGAGUAUCAGUUUCGAUUCACGAACCUGUGGUGAAAGCUCCGCUAAAGAACGGCUGACUACUCUCUUGCCUGGUACCGGUAGAACAAAGUCUCUUAUAUCCCAGGAUAGCAUUGAAGAAGAAUAUUUGCGACAGGAAAGGAAGAAGGCCUAUAGUACAGAGGGAUCACCCGAGUCGAAAUCUUCACGGGAACCUUCCCGUGAGGCGUCCCGGGAAGCAUCGAGGGAAGCAUCACGUGAGCCUUCUCGUGAACCCUCUAGAGAACCAUCACCAACAGGUGAUCCCAAAUCCCAUGCGACCACGCCUUUCAAACAUUAUGAUCGACCUGAAAAGACUCCUUCACACGACCUGCCUCCUAGGUUAGAAGACGUCAAGAACAGAAGAAGCGCUUUCCGGUUAGUUAAGAGGUCGCCCCAGAUUCGACGAGCGGGAGCGGCUUCUUUCCAUGAUGGUGCUGUCACUGCCUACAGUGCUGAUACAUGCGAGAUCGAUGAUGAGAUAAGACGUACGAGAAGAGAAAGCAUUCCUUCCAGGCAUUCGUUAGAUCUUAGAGAUCUACGAGACAGACAAACCCUCGAACCACCAACCAUCCUUGUAGGAGGAUACGAAACACCAGAUGAUCAACAACACACACCAGAAAGGGAUGAUAGAUUACCAGCACGGCCAAAGGAUCCCUUACCAGUUUCCCCUGGUAGAAGACCUCCGCCUGAGGAUUUUGCUCGACCGGCUCGAUCAGAAGAACGGUCACGUAGCCCUCGAAGCAGAAGGCAUCAACGAUUCUAUGAUCCCAGUCCGAACAGAGGAGAAUCACCAGGAAGAGCUGUGUCGCCUGGUCGUGGGUCAAUUAACGCUCACUAUAGGGCUUCUAAAUCACCAACAAGGCCUCGGCGAAGUAUGGAGAGUCUUAGUAUGGACAGAGGGGAUCGAGGUUACCACGACUCACUGGACGGAAGGAGAGAUUUUCUGCAAGUGCCUGGAAACCGGGGAACGGGAAGAUCUGCUAGUUCUUCUCCUCGACAUCGGCUCAAGAAGCACGACACAUUUGGAGGUGUUAGUCGACCAUUCAGCGAGGAGUGUCUCUUGCGAAGUGAUGAACCAAUUCGUGACCAUCCAGAAUAUCAACAAACCUUUCACCAAGGCAGGUAUGUACGACCUAUAGAUUUCGAGAAGUUAGAGAAGAGGCAUCAGAAACCCCAUUCCAAACAAGCAGAGAAGAUCCUUCGAUUCGAAACAAGGUCUGGUUCCGAAACAGCUCUACUUGAUUGCAGGGAAGAGCGUAGCAAGAGGGAGGCACGUAGGUCACCGGUGAGGGCGCAUAGCGACCAAGAUGUCCUGUCUGAUUGGAGAAGGAAUGGGGAGCACAAAGCUAGAUCACCGGAGAAAUUUUGAUAAAGGUUGAAUAUUUUGCCCCCUUUUUUAAAAUGAUUUCCUCAAGUUUCUUUGCAGCUUGCUUAUAUUUUAUUUUUGAAUUAUGCAAUUCCGAAUGUGCUUUGCUUUGCCCACAUUUAUCAAAUUCUAUGGAUUUUUUUUUAUAUUACAACCUACAGUGCGUGUAGAAUUGUACCCUUUUAACAAAAACGAAGUUUGUUAUAAUAAAGGGGUAAUCAAAUUGUAAUUUACUGUUUUAGCACAGUAUAUGAAGUCAGGUUAGCUUUAUGAAUCGUACACAUCGUACAAAUCAAGUUGUAUUAAAAACAGAACAAAUUCUUUUGAUAGCCAUUCGUUUUUCUAUCAAACAUAUUACACACCACGUACAUUUGUACCGUCUGACUAAAAUGUGAAAUCUGAUUUCAUUUCCCUCUGAGGUAAAUGCACCACAAAACAUGUACUUGGUUAUCAUAAAGAGUAGGAAUAGUCAUUUGUCAAAGAACGUUCCAUAAUUUAUUGAUGGAAUUUAUAUGCAGUUAGUAGCCCUGCUAAAGGUCAGACCAGACUAAUUUUAUGUUCAUGUAUGUUCACAAUACAUGGUAAUAUGUGGGACACUGAAAUGAUCAUAAACCUUGCCUUGCCCUUUAUAACCUUUAUAAUGACAUGUGUUUCUCAUAAAUUUUAAUCAGGUGACAAUGCAAGAUGCAACGGAAACAUGGCUACCUCAGUAUAUGCAUUCUGUCAGUUUAAGGUGAACUGACUAGUUACCAUCUUUAACAUAGCAAAGUUUGCCAGUGACAGUGUUGACUUUAGAAUGAUAGAAAUUCUUUGAUAAGGCAGACCGAUAUGAGGUAGCAGUUUGUUCGUUCAUUUACAUUUUAUAACGCUUUAUUCCAAUCCUUCACCCCCCCCCCCCCCAUGAAAUAUAUUUUUUUUUAUCCUUGCCAUAAGCUCACAAUUUAUAACCGUUAUAAUGUUGCACCACUACUACCAACAAGCUAGUAGUCUCCUUGCUACUACAUUGUACUGAGACAGUGGUGUUUCUAACAUUGGGUUAUGGACCGGGCUAACCCUCAUUUCGCCCUACCCCACGCACACUUUCAUGUGAGCAUGACAAACUACUUUAAAAUACCCGUAUAGAAAAUACAUGUAUUUGAGGAAAAAUGGGCUAAACUCUUUCAAAAUACUUGGAAGCAAGCUGGCAAACCCACUAUCUUAUAGCGCUGGAGUGCUUGCCAAAUUGAAGCCCAAAUAUGUUUCAACCCGUAUUUAAUCUAUGCCUUGAUACUACAAGUUGAAUGAAAUGAAUGAUGCGUGCUAAUAUUAAACAAAACCACAUCAAAGGCUAGACGAACCGCUGCGGUAAUCUGCGUCAAUUGUUGACGCAGUAAACCGCAGCGGUUCGUCGCGGCAUAUUGUAUGAACGAUGCUUAACGUGACAUAUUACAUGUUAUUAUCUAAUUAAUUUUGACAAAAUAUUACAAAAUAGAACGCUUAUUUCAAAUUGAAAACUUCAUUCAUGACUAAAUACUUUGGGUUUAACAAAACUAUCAUCAGACGCGUCAGGCAAAUGUGUCUAGGCCAUUUAUAUCUAUAAAUGUUAACUUUGUCUAAAUUGGGAGCCGUAUAUGCUGAUUCAUCAGUCCUUGCUUGCGAUGUAUUGUCUGUGAUGUUGUGACAGUUAGCAUGCAACGGAUUAAUCAACCUUAAGAAGAGAAAAGUCUGUCGUGCCUUACAUAUUACAUUUUUGUUUCAAAUUCAAGACAAAUGUCAAAGCCUGCAAAGCGCUAAAAGGUAAAAGAGAGGUCGCUAUCUACCUUGAAAGCUAGUAUUAUGAAGAUGUCAAAACUCCCGCGUAAAAAUGUCGUUCCUUUAUUCAUUUAAGGUGCUCUAUAUGGCAUCUAUUAGUUCAGUAGUCCAUUUUAUGCAUGAUCUGUCUAAGCUUUUUCAUGAAUACAUUAAAUGUAAUAAAACUCUGUGCCCUCACCGCGUAAAGAUGAUAUCAACACGAUUAUGCAAUCAUUGUAUUUCGACUUCUCUUGUCAAGUUUUGAAACAUUUAUUUCUGUUUUUGUAUGACAUUCCGAGACAAAGUAUGUAACAAUUUAGAUAAGAGAUGAACAUCUUGGCUGCCUAUAUGUGUAUAUAACGUUACAAGAAAUAUUUUUGUACAUACUAUACAAAUACAUUUUCAAUAGGAUUUAGAUUGUAGAUGAAGAUUAUAAUAAAUGAUUGUUGAUGACUUGCACAACUCCUAAUGCUAUUGAAUGCAAUCACCAUGCAAUAGAACUAUGAUUGUAAAAUAGAUAUAUGAUACAACCUAAAUGAAAUGCGUAAAUAAUGUAAAAGUAGUUAUUAAGAACGUACAAUGUAGAUAAUUACUUGAAUUGGAAAAGCCUUCGAAUGAGAUUUUAAAGCAUGCAAGAUAAUGACACAUGUCACAUUGGAACAACGAAUAAAAUGAAAUUGAAUAUAUUGUUUAAAUAUUAUGUCUUACUU
Strongylocentrotus purpuratus (purple sea urchin) is the source of this 6937-nucleotide messenger RNA. Its product is annotated as serine/arginine repetitive matrix protein 2-like. The record is from RefSeq and is a predicted model, not a curated record. Gene Ontology annotation, molecular function: transmembrane transporter binding. Gene Ontology annotation, biological process: negative regulation of calcium ion-dependent exocytosis; negative regulation of voltage-gated calcium channel activity. Gene Ontology annotation, cellular component: secretory granule; plasma membrane. The coding region runs from base 1008 to 4460 and encodes 1150 amino acids. NCBI's taxonomy places the organism in Eukaryota, Metazoa, Echinodermata, Echinoidea, Camarodonta, Strongylocentrotidae. The transcript is spliced from 6 exons.